AUGGCUUCCAUUGAACAAAGUAUGAAGCGUUCCUUUUCUGACAGUCAAAAAAUUCUUAAACAUGCAGAAACACAUAAUUCGAUACCAUUAAAAUCAUUAACUAUAACUAUUGAUCCCGGUGAACAAUCACCGAUUCUUUCUGAUCGAUCAUCAACAAACAAUAUAAUCAAUGAUGAAUAUAAAUCUGAUUCAAAAUUGCCUAUGAAACGAAGAUUUGCUAGAACAUUAUCGAUAGCUUGUGUAAGUUAUCGAUUGACAAAGAGAAAAAAAUUACAUCAAAGAUGUUGUCAAAUAAAUGAUAUCAUGUGUGUUGUUGGCUUAUUCGGUAUUAUUUUAAUGAUUGUCGAAAAUGAAAUAACUUUUAUGCAUAUCGAUCAUCAUGAUAAUCUUGCAAAUAUAAGUCUUUAUUGUGUUAAUAAUUCUAUUGAAUACUGGUUUGUUGGAUUGACACGAAGAAAAUUAGGUCUAAUGAUUUUAGAAAUAUUACUUUGUUCUAUUCAUCCGAUUCCUCGAUAUUUUCCUAUUGAUGUAUAUUCUGAAAAUGAAAAAACGAAUUCAAAUUUAACAAUGACUAAUCGUUCUACACUGAUUUCAAUCUCUUUAAAAUAUAUUCCUGUUGAUGUUGCACUUGGUUUACCGAUGUUUGGUCGUUUGUAUAUGUGGUGUCGUUUUAUUACAUUUCAUUCCCAUUUGGUUCAAGAUACAUCAUCACAAGCACUUGGCUAUCUCAACAGAGUAUCAAUUGAUUUUUUCUUUGUUAUUAAAACUUAUUUUCAACAAUCUCCAACACUUUGUUUGGUAAUAUUUUGUACAAUUGUCAUUUCUAUUGGUAGUUGGUCAUUGCGUGCAUGUGAUUUUACAUCGGUCAAUGAACAUAUAUCGAUACUCGAUGCCGUAUGGCUCUUUAUUGGACCAUUUACUACAGUGGGUUAUGGAGAUUUGACACCGGCGACCUAUUGUGGACGAGGUGUAGCUGCCAUAGCAAGUACGAUUGGUAUUUUGGUUGCUGCUCUACUUACAGCUGUCGUGGCAGAAAAACUUGCCCUAUCUCGAUGGGAAAAAUAUGUUCACGAUUUUGUUUUAAAUAGUGAACUAGCCAAACAACGUACGCAUCAAGCAGCCAAUGUUCUUAUAUAUGCAUGGAAGAUGUGGUAUUUAAAAAAAAUGAAUAAGAAACGAUCAACUCGAUACAUAACAGUACAACGAAAAUUGUUCGAAUUCAUCUAUAAUAUUAAAAAAACUAAAGAAAAACAACGAAAAUUAACCGAUAACUGUGUAGGUCUAGCUGAAAUAAUGAUGAUUCAUCGUGAGACAAGUAUAACAAUUGAUGAAACCGUUAAACAAAUGUCUACAAUGAAAUUGAAAAUGGAAAAUGUCGAGAAAAAACUUGAUAAUGUCAAUCAUACAGUACGAAAAAUGUAUAAAACAUUAAAUCAAUUGUUAGAUAAACGUGCACCAUGA
Rotaria sp. Silwood1 is the source of this 1461-nucleotide messenger RNA. The record is from the annotation of a GenBank genome assembly. Lineage: Eukaryota; Metazoa; Rotifera; Eurotatoria; Philodinida; Philodinidae.